CCCCCCCCCUCCCCCAUUCAACUAGCCCAUUCAGUUCUCUCUUUUCCCCUUCUUGUAUACAAUCAUCUCCAUGGCUAGUCCAUUCGGUGUCUUGGUUUGUCUACUCAUAGUGCUACCACAAAUCCUUGCUAUUUCUAGCCCCAUCGACGAGAUUGCACCUCUUAAGACAUGUCAGUUCCCUUGUAUGACCGAGGUUAACUUGCACUUGUUCUUGCACCAAUUCGUCGACGGGCCAAACAACCCAAACCGCAAUGAGGAAACCUUACUCCAAGCAAGUUUUCCUUUUGGGUUUGGGACGACGAUAGUCCAUGACUGGACUCUUACCGAGACAACAAAUUCCAGAGACACGGUUGUUGCACGUGUACAAGGUGUGCAUGUCCAGGCUGGUUUAACCAAGCCUAACAGAUGGUACACAACUCAUAACAUAGAGUUUCAGCAAGGACGGUUUGCGGGGUCCACCCUUCAAGUGAUGGGUAUAACCGCAGGUUUGGAAAGUGGGCAGUGGUCUAUUGUCGGUGGAACUGGUCAAUUCAUUAUGGCACAGGGUAUAAUAAGUUUCACAAAUCAUCCGGCCUCUACUUUUGAAGAUGGUAUUAAAGAACUCAAUAUUCGUGUACGCUUCACAAGGGAUAUUACACAAGCCGCUUGAGGUGCAUCUCGUCCCUUGAAAGACUAGCGCCAAUGCCAGUAAUUUGAUGGGGAAACGUGUUUGCAUUUUGCUUGUAGUGUGAUGGGUCGUUGUUGUGGUCUGCCUGUGUCAUUAGAGUAUGCGUUAGCUAGCAUACCCUCUUUCUAUCUUUCAUUCAAAAUAUCAUGUGGGUUUCUCGUAUGGUGGAUAUCCAGUCCAUAAUCUGUGUCAACCCAUCUGUUUGUUGGUGUCUAUGUAAUGUCUUGGAUAUGAUGUGGAAUAAUGGAAC
This is a messenger RNA of Triticum dicoccoides, 917 nucleotides long. Its product is annotated as dirigent protein 5-like. The coding region runs from base 71 to 649 and encodes 192 amino acids. The transcript has 3 exons. NCBI's taxonomy places the organism in Eukaryota, Viridiplantae, Streptophyta, Magnoliopsida, Poales, Poaceae. The record is from RefSeq and is a predicted model, not a curated record.